This is a messenger RNA of Staurois parvus, 2112 nucleotides long. Lineage: Eukaryota; Metazoa; Chordata; Amphibia; Anura; Ranidae. The record is from the annotation of a GenBank genome assembly.
UCUUUAGUGAAGAAGAGGAGGAAUUGGCAUAGACAUGACUAUACAGAGUCCGAUGAUGGGACAAAGCCAGUUCAAGCCGGAACAAGAACCUUUGUACAGCAGCUGCGAGCGCGGUCCUUUCCAAGUGCUGAUGAGAUUAUAUUGCGGAUGAAUGGUAGCCAACUGACACAGAGGUACCUGGAGAAACAUGGCUUCAACCUUCCAAUUAUGGUGCCGCAGUUAGAUGAUCUGGGCCUCAGAUUGCCGCCUCCAACCUUUUCUGUAAUGGACGUAGAGCGUUAUGUCGGCGGAGAGAAGAUUAUUGAUGUCAUCGAUGUUGCCAGACAAGCGGAUAGCAAGAUGAAGCUGAAGAACUUUGUGAAGUAUUUUAUGAACCUUGAUCGACCCAAAGUAUUAAACGUCAUCAGCCUGGAGUUCUCUGACACCAAGAUGGCAGAACUAGUAAAAGUGCCGGACAUCAGUAAAAAGUUGUCUUGGGUGGAGAAUUACUGGCCUGAUGACUCUGUCUUCACCAAGCCGUUCGUUCAAAAGUAUUGUCUGAUGGGGGUAGAGGACAGCUACACUGACUUCCACAUAGACUUUGGAGGCACUUCUGUCUGGUAUCACGUUUUGUGGGGGGAAAAGAUUUUCUACUUGAUAAAGCCCACCGAUGAGAACUUGGCAAAGUAUGAAGCAUGGAGCUCGUCUGUUACCCAAAGCGAAGAGUUUUUUGGGGAUAAGGUGGACAAGUGUUACAAGUGUGUAGUAAAGCAAGGUCACACACUCUUUGUCCCAACAGGUUGGAUUCACGCUGUGCUCACGUCUCAGGAUUGCAUGGCCUAUGGUGGGAACUUUUUGCACAACCUAAACAUUGGCAUGCAGCUCAGGUGUUACGAGAUGGAAAAAAGACUGAAGACCCCAGAUCUCUUCAAGUUCCCUUUUUUCGAGGCGAUUUGUUGGUUUGUGGCCAAAAACUUACUUGAAACUUUAAAAGAGCUAAGAGAAGAUGGUUUCCAUCCUCCAAACUAUCUGAAGCAAGGUGUGAAAGCAUUAAUUACUGCACUGAAAAGCUGGAUGAAAAAAGAAUCUGUAGCAGAACAUGCUUUCGAAAUCCCAGACAACAUCCGACCUGGGCAUCUUAUUAAAGAGCUGUCUAAAGUGAUUCGCUCUGUAGAGGAAGAGGGGAGCAAGCCAGUCAAAUCUCAGGGAAUCCACAGUCUGAGCCCGCUCUCCCGAUCCUCACAAGAGAAAUCCUCCCAUCAUUCCAAGCAGAAAGCACGGCGGCUGCGUGACCACUCGAACAAAGCACCCUCUAACCUCGAUAUCCUGGAGCAUCACACCAGGGAGGUGCUGAAGAGGCUAGAGAUGUCUCCGUGGGAAGAGGACUUGGGCAGUUACAAGUUGAACAUGAAAUUUAACAGGCCACUGCAGCCGUCUUCAACUGUCCCUGAUCAGAAAAUGAGGGAUAAUGACAUGCGGCUCCUGCUUUCCAAUGGAAAGAUAAUAAGAGAUGAAAGACAGCAGUUCACUGACCGCAGUCUGUACACUGCAGACAGCGACGAUGAAGAUGACCACGCCAGGUUGAGAAAAUCCAAGGAUAUUAAAACAGAGCAGCCUUGCUCCAGCUCGGAGGCCGAGGGCAAAGGAGAAGCUCAGAAACCACUUAAUAUGUUUUUCGAAAGUGUCAAAUCGGAACUCAGGAAUGGAACCUCAGAAUAUUCCGAUAUUUCUGAUUCUGAAGGAUCCGAAGUGAAUUGCACUAACCAGCAGCAGAAAAAUUCCACAGAGGAUUCAGACAGCUCAGGUGACGAGCAGCCGGAGGAGCACACAGCAAGUGUUAAAAAAGAGGACACCACAACCUGCAGCAAUGGAUUCUACUGGUCAGCUAGCGAAACUCCACAGAAAAGUGAAUGUCUCCGCUCGACCAGCAUAGAGGAGGAUGCGAUCCAGGGCAUGCUGUCUAUGGCGUCUUUGCACUUCCCAUCUCGGCCUCCUGCAGACGCAAAGAGCACAGGCUGCAAAAUGAGGCGUGUAUAUCCUCAGCUGCACAUCAAGUUCUCUCAGGAGAAGGUGGACUCUCAAGAGCCAGAAUUGCUGAAAAAUGGUGAGCAUGUGUGCCAUUUAUGUGACUGA